Messenger RNA from Cuscuta campestris, 831 nucleotides. NCBI's taxonomy places the organism in Eukaryota, Viridiplantae, Streptophyta, Magnoliopsida, Solanales, Convolvulaceae. The record is from the annotation of a GenBank genome assembly.
ACAAGUAUGAUACUAGUAACUAAUAAAUAAAAAGGAUAAGUUUUGAGAAAAAUGAAUAAGUUAUGUAUUUUCCACUAACUCCGAAACAAAGCUAUUUCGUCCUUUUUUUUUCUUCUUUUUUUAAACUUCAAGAACAUUAUUGCCCAUAACAAGCUACGAAUUGAAAGGACGGGCAGACAUGGGUGGUGGUGCUCAUGCCUUGAAGAGAAUCCCUCGCAUCAAGUUUCCCCAGCGACAUGUUAAGCCUUCUGGUUUUACUUCCCAACAUGAGACAACAUCUGCAUCUAAGGAUGCUCCUCAAACUUUUUUCUCUAGGCCUUCCUCGAACGCGAGUGUCGGAGGAAAAGCUUCUGAUCAACCCAAAAGAACGCCAGUGUCUCAAGAGGAGAUAGAUUAUAUUAUGCUGGGUGGCUGUUCGUGAAUCUGGAUGGGAGAUUUGGAGACGGGACAUAGUACAAUAAACUUUUUCAUACACUAUGUGUGAGGAAGAUUGUGUUGCACCACAUUCCUUGGUUUAAGCAAUGGGGUUCUCUCUAAAAAACAUUAUUGACUGAUUUUUUUUCUUUGCUUUAUAGACAUUCUAUCUUGGAGUUAUAGAUGCAUUUGUCUGUCAUUUUGAGUAAAUGACCUCUAUUUUAUUGAAAAUAGCUCAAUGGUGCAUUAGUUACGGGUCCAUUUGGCCGGAGUAGAAUUUGAAAUAAAUUAUUGAAGUGGCCAAUGUACCGAAUUUGAUGGUAUUGUGGUGGGAGUGAUUGCAUUAAUUGAAUAAUGUGAAACUUAUUAUGUGACAAGACUAUAAGUGCAAUUUAAAAAUGAAUUAGAGAGUACGUC